Molecule: messenger RNA, 3018 nt
Organism: Ictalurus furcatus (blue catfish)
Lineage: Eukaryota; Metazoa; Chordata; Actinopteri; Siluriformes; Ictaluridae
Gene: fign
Product: fidgetin
Exons: 2
Coding region: 687-2942 (751 amino acids)
Molecular function (GO): ATP binding; microtubule severing ATPase activity; ATP hydrolysis activity
Source: RefSeq, a predicted model, not a curated record
UUCGGUGCCUCUGAAUGAUAGUCGAGUUGCAUUAAUCAUCGCGGCAUUUCCAGGCUCUGAUGAGAGAAAGUGCUCUCACUUUGGGGUGGGGUUGGAAGUGUUUCAGAGUAACUUUCUUGGCGAAAGGGAAGUCAGUUCGUUGCGAUAUUUCUACGCUGAAAAGUUUGUUAUGCCAUUUGGCUAAACGAGCGUUUUUUUGCGUUAAGGACAGCAGCGCGCGCGGCUGUGAUCUAUUUUUAAAACGCACUGGGACGACAUGCUGAGAGAGUAGCACCAGAUCAUAACGUGGUUUUAAGUCGGGUUUAAGACAAACGCUGGUAUUUAGUUGGAGCAGGAGGCUUGGGGAGAAAACUGACAUGAGCUUCAUGUGUGUGGUUUUACUCCCCACCUCUCUCUCUCUCUCUCUCUCUCUCUCUCUCUCUCUCUCAGAGCUCCCCAGUAGCAUUUUUGUUGCUGCUUUUGCCUUCUCCUCCUUAAAUAUAUGCAUGUAGGUUAAAUGAGUACCUGAUGAAAUAAAGCCGUCUCCCCACCCCCGGGUUACACGGUGAGGGGAAAAAUCCGAUAGCGGAGAGGAAGAGUGGCCGCGCUGCAAAAAAAAAAAAAAAAAAAAGAAGCCCCGGCUUUCGGAAUUCCUGCGGCUCUGCUGUUUUCUCUCCCCCACUUUCCCCUGCUCUAUCCCGGCAGAGAUGAUCAGUAGCACCGCUCUUGAUGGCUUAAAGAUGCAGUGGACCCCAGAGCAUGUGCAGUGGGCAGAACAGCACUUCGACAUCUCCUCCACGACCCGCUCCCCAGCCCACAAAGCUGAGGCAUAUCGCGGGCACCUGCAGAGGACCUACCAGUAUGCCUGGGCCAAUGAUGACAUCUCAGCUCUCACCGCCUCCAACCUCCUGAAGAAAUAUGCUGAAAAGUACUCUGGGAUCCUUGAGGGUCCCAGUGAGAGGGCAUUGCUGUGCUCAUAUUCAGAGAGUGCACCAGGACUCCUGAACGGACGCAAGUCUGAAAGUGAAGUAUGGCAAGAGGGCAUCUACCCCAUGAACUGUGCUGCAGAUGUGAUAUCUGCAAGCAAGGCUGUAGUGCCAGCCGCUUUGCCACCAACAGACAGUGCAGCCAACAUUGGCAGCUCGUCAGGGGUGGCAAGCAGCCUGAGUGAACCCAGCUACUCCAGUAGCAGUUGUGGGAGCCACACGCCUGCUGCCCUGCACUCGGGGAUCCCUUCUCAGGAGUUUGCGAGUGGCUACAAUGGCACUUACCUGCAUUCCACAUACAGUGGUGGGCAAAGCACCCCAGCCCUGCCUUCCCCACAUCCCUCACCUUUGCACAGCAGUGGGCUCCUUCAGCCUCCUCCACCCCCUCCUCCCCCUCCUCCGACACUGGUGCCUAGCUAUAAUGCAGGUUCACCUAACCUCUCCAGUUACAGCUACCCUCCUACAGGUUAUCCUCCCCAGGCUUCUGUUGCUCCAGGCUACAGCCCUGGAGGAGCCCCCCCUCCUUCAGCCUACUUGCCCUCAGGCAUUGCAGCUCCCACUCCACUACCCCCCUCUACCAUUCCCAGCUAUUCCUACCAGUCCCACAACCAUGCACCUAUUGCACCAACACCUUUGAAUGGCAGCUCAGCCAACUCACUGAAAAGAAAAGCUUUCUACAUGACAGGACAAGGAGACAUGGACUCCAGUUAUGGAAAUUUCAGUUACAACCAACAGCGCUCAACUCAAAGUCCUAUGUACAGAAUGCCAGAUAGCAACCUUGCUGAUUCAAGCAGAGGGAAUGGAUUUGACAGAAGUGCUGACACCUCGUCUUUGCCAUUUAAGCCUACAAAGCAGCCAAUGUCCUCGGAUCAACAGCGUAAAUUCAGCAGUCAGUCUGGCAGAGCCAUCACCCCUCCAUCCUAUGGAGGAUCCAAAGGUUCAAUGGGGUCAGUGCGAUCAGGCGAGUCUUUUGGGAAGUUCAGUUCACCUGUUAUGAGUGAGCACAGUGAGGAGCACAGGCAGCACUUGCCACAUUCCAUUGGCACAGUUCCCUCAAGUGGCAAUCCGGCCGAGGAGCAGCUGAAAAAUAGUGACUCCAGCCUGGUGGAGAUGGUCACCACUGAGGUCCUCCAGCAGAUGCCUCCUGUGGAUUGGAGUGACAUUGUAGGGCUGGAGCUGGUCAAGGCCACCAUUAAAGAGGAGGUUUUAUGGCCCAUCCUGAGGCCAGAUAUGUUCAGUGGCCUGGCACCGUUACCACGCAGCAUCCUUUUCUUCGGACCUCAGGGUACUGGGCGGACAUUGCUGGCACGCUGUGUGGCCAGCCAGCUGGGUGCUGCAUUCCUCCAGCUCAAUGGAUCAGCACUAGUUAGUAAGUGGCUGGGAGAGGGCGAGAAGGUGGUGCAGGCCUCAUUUCUUGUAGCUCGCUGCCGGCAACCAUCAGUAAUAUUUGUUAGUGAUGUAGAUCUCUUGCUGUCACCACAGCUAAGUGAGGAAAGCCCAGUAAAUCGUAUCAAGAGUGAACUUCUCCUACAACUAGAUGGAGUGCUCAGCUCGACAGAGGACCAUGUCUUGGUCAUUUGCUCCACUAGCAAGCCUGAGGAAAUAGAUGAAGCUCUGCGUAGGUACUUUGUUAAGAGGUUGCUCAUCCCACUCCCAGACACCUCAGCACGACACCAGCUCAUCAGUCACGUGCUCUCCCAGCAUAAUUACUGUCUCAGUGACAAAGAGGUGGCACUGCUCGUCCAGCGGACAGAGGGAUUCUCGGGGUUAGACUUGGUGCGUCUUUGCCAGGAAGCCAUUGUCGGACCCUUGCACAGCAUGCCUGGCACAGAACUGUCCGGAAUCAUACCAGGGCAGAUGAGGCCGCUAUCUUACCAGGACUUUGAAAAUGUCUUUUGCAAAAUCCAACCCAGCAUAUCACAGAAAGAACUGGACACAUACACUGAGUGGAACAAAAUGUUUGGCUGUAGUCAGUGAAAUGGGGGCUUAAUGGGUCAUAUAGGAUGACUUCUCCUCCUGUAAGGAGAGGAUACAAUUCAGAAUUCUUUGGGUG